AAAGGUAGAGAGAAAAUUAUUUUUCCUCCUCGAUAGUUUCUGGUGACUAGGAUGAGACCCACUGGGACAUCCCACUCCAGAGCCUGCAGAUAGAAUCCUGGGAAAACUGGCAGAAGUCAGCAAAGGGCUGAGCCUUUGGCACCACUGCGGCUGCGCUGCGGGAACAGUGGGUGGAGCGUAGUUGCCGAGGACCAGGAUGUGGGGAAGGCGCCUGCGCUAGCCCGAUGGUGGCGUCGCGGAAUUGCCUGGGACCACCUCUCCGUGCAACCAGCCCUUAUGUCCUCUGCAUGACCUCCUCCAGCUGCAUUUUAGGGAACAAUAAGAUGUCAUUGAAAUAUUUGCAGCUGAAGAAUGAGAUGAUCAGAUUGGCAUUUGAAAAAGCCUGAUUCAGUGUAAAAUGACUGUGAGAGGAUCAGCUUGGUACCUGGGAGAACAGAACUGUGAGGUGAAAUACGAUAUGAUGGCUGCAGCUUUUCUUCCAGACGUUUUCAUGAUGAAUACGGAAAUGAAAAGGACUCUUUCUUAAUCAGGCUCUGCCUCAACCUACCCAGACCAACAACACCUUAUGCUCUUUGAUGACAACUUUCAACAUGCAGAGUGCUAACAUCACUCUUUAGCUAUAACCUGGUGAUAGCCUAAGAAUUGCAGUACCUGGAUGGAUGAUAAAAAUAUGGAUGGCACAUAAGUCGAAGAAAAGAGCAUCAUAUAGAUCAUCUUUGUUCCAUGGUACUGCAUUUCCCCCUUGGCUGAAGAUCAAUUGACUAUAUUUAUGAUACUGCUCAUGAAGAUAAGCUGGCAAGUUUGUUAAAGGUGAUUCCUUAGUGAUUGGUGCUCCUAAUCAUCUCACUUGACAUUUAAUACAUUUUCUGAAGGAGAACAUAUAUUAUGAAACACCCAAGUUUGAGAAUAACCCAAAAUCUUCAGAAAUCUGGUGAUUGAAGAAGAACAAGGCAUGGCUCAAAGUAAAGAAGAAGGAGAAAAAGAGAAAAUUUCCAUGACAUUUGCACAAGGUGUGACCUUCAACUUGCUGACGCAUCUGCUGAAGUCAUAGCCUGAUAUGUAGGCUUAGUUUCACUGACUACACCCAUGACCAUCCUCUAGACUCCUCAAAAGGUAAUGUUUAGAGGACUCUACAGCAACCUUUGGUAUUGGACAUAUUCAAAAUCUCUUCAACUUCUACUUUCCUAGUCCACUGUCCUCCAACUUUAACUUGCUUGCAAUCCCAUCAAACAUUUUACAUGGUUUGCAAUGGUUACAUGAACUUGUGGGAAGUAGCAUUUGUACCAUUUCAUACUUUAUUUAUGAUGGCACUUUAGGAAAAGAACUUGGAAAAAGCUUCCAAAGCAGUAUUUUAAAAAAUGAAUCUUGUUGUGAAGCUUCGGAGAAGUUUUCGAACAUUGAUUGUUCUCUUAGCCACCUUUUGCUUGGUGAGCAUUGUCAUUUCUGCCUAUUUCCUCUACUCUGGCUAUAAACAGGAAAUGACACUUAUGGAAACCACUGCAGCAGCAGAAUGUACUGACGUUAAAAUCCUACCAUAUCGGUCAAUGGAGCUGAAGACAGUCAAACCUAUUGAUACAUCAAAAACUGAUCCUACUGUCCUCCUGUUUGUGGAGAGCCAGUACUCUCAACUUGGUCAAGAUAUUAUCGCUAUCUUGGAGUCCAGCCGAUUUCAGUUCCAUAUGGUCAUCGCCCCUGGCAAGGGAGACAUACCUCCUCUAACAGAUAAUGGCAAAGGGAAAUAUAUUUUAGUUAUUUAUGAAAAUAUUCUGAAGUAUGUCAGCAUGGACUCAUGGAAUCGAGAGCUUUUAGAAAAAUACUGUGUGGAAUACAGUGUUAGUAUAAUUGGUUUUCAUAAAGCCAAUGAAAACAGCUCACCAAGUACACAAUUAAAAGGUUUUCCAUUAAACCUUUUCAAUAAUCUAGCUCUAAAGGACUGUUUUGUCAACCCUCAGUCUCCUUUGCUGCAUAUUACCAAAGCCCCCAAGGUUGAGGAAGGCCCUCUUCCUGGGGAAGACUGGACAAUUUUCCAGUAUAAUCAUUCAACCUACCAGCCUGUGCUUUUAACUGAAUUACAGACAGAAAAAUCCCUUUCAUCCUUCUCCAGCAAACCACUCUAUGCGACGGUGAUUCAGGAUCUGGGGCUUCAUGAUGGAAUUCAGCGAGUUCUUUUCGGCAACAACUUGAACUUUUGGCUGCACAAGCUCAUCUUCAUAGAUGCCAUCUCCUUCUUGUCAGGGAAGAGGCUGACAUUGUCUUUGGACAGGUAUAUCCUUGUGGACAUUGAUGACAUCUUUGUUGGGAAGGAAGGGACAAGGAUGAAUGUCAAAGAUGUGAAGGCAUUACUAGAGACUCAAAAUUUACUGCGCACUCAGGUUGCAAAUUUUACCUUCAACCUUGGAUUUUCAGGGAAGUUUUACCACACAGGGACUGAAGAGGAGGAUGAAGGAGAUGACCUUUUACUUCGUUCUGUGGAUGAGUUCUGGUGGUUUCCUCACAUGUGGAGCCACAUGCAGCCGCAUCUCUUCCACAAUGAGUCAUCUUUAGUGGAGCAGAUGAUUCUCAACAAGGAAUUUGCACUGGAGCAUGGAAUACCUAUCAACAUGGGCUAUGCUGUGGCACCACAUCACUCAGGGGUCUACCCAGUUCAUAUUCAGCUGUAUGCAGCUUGGAAGAAGGUCUGGGGUAUUCAGGUCACCAGCACUGAAGAGUAUCCACAUUUGAAACCUGCACGGUACCGAAAGGGCUUCAUUCACGAUAGCAUCAUGGUCCUCCCUCGACAGACCUGUGGGUUGUUCACACACACUAUUUUCUACAAAGAGUAUCCAGGAGGCCCCCAAGAAUUGGAUAAAAGUAUCAGAGGAGGUGAACUUUUCCUCACAAUCCUUCUGAACCCAAUCAGCAUUUUCAUGACCCAUUUGUCAAACUAUGGGAAUGACCGCCUAGGGCUGUACACCUUUGUGAACUUGGCCAACUUCGCGCAGAGCUGGACCAACCUGAAAUUGCAAACUCUGCCUCCAGUGCAACUAGCCCACAAGUACUUUGAGCUCUUCCCUGAGCAGAAAGACCCUCUCUGGCAGAAUCCAUGUGAUGAUAAAAGACACAAAGACAUCUGGUCCAGAGAGAAAACUUGUGACCACUUACCAAAAUUCCUUGUAAUUGGGCCACAAAAAACAGGAACAACAGCACUUUAUUUAUUUCUUCUUAUGCACCCUUCCAUCAUCAGCAAUCUCCCCAGCCCCAAAACAUUUGAAGAAGUCCAAUUCUUCAAUGGCAACAACUACCACAAGGGAAUUGACUGGUAUAUGGAAUUUUUCCCUACUCCAUCCAACAUUACAAGUGACUUUCUAUUUGAAAAGAGUGCUAAUUACUUCCAUUCAGAAGAAGCUCCCAAACGAGCUGCAUCUCUGGUCCCCAAAGCCAAGAUCAUCACCAUCCUCAUUGACCCCUCAGACAGGGCAUACUCUUGGUAUCAGCACCAAAGAUCACAUGAAGAUCCAGCUGCCCUGAGGUUUAAUUUCUAUGAAGUUAUCACAACAGCACAUUGGGCCCCAUCUGACGUGAAAACUUUGCAGAGAAGAUGCCUAUUACCUGGAUGGUAUGCGGUCCACAUAGAAAGAUGGCUAACUUACUUUGCUACUUCUCAGUUGCUAAUUAUUGAUGGACAGCAGCUGAGAUCUGACCCAGUUACUGUGAUGGACGAAGUCCAGAAGUUUCUGGGAGUUACACCUCAUUAUAAUUACUCUGAAGCACUAACUUUUGAUCCCCAGAAGGGCUUUUGGUGUCAACUACUGGAAGGAGGAAAGACCAAAUGCCUUGGAAAAAGCAAAGGUCGAAAGUAUCCACCCAUGGAUCCAGAGUCUAGAACCUUCCUCUCUAAUUACUACCGAGAUCAUAAUGUGGAACUGUCCAAACUGCUACACAGACUGGGGCAGCCUCUCCCAUCAUGGCUGAGACAGGAGCUACAAAAAGUGAGAUAGCACUGGAGAGAAGAACCAAGGCUCCCAAGAUACUGACUUUUACUAUGAAACAGAAAAACAAACCCCCCAUCUUUUAUCCCCUUAAUGCACUUGUGACUGUCAACAGAGGAUCGUGUGAAUAAAUCUCCUUCUAUCUUUUUCAUAAAAUGAAAACUGUUAUAUAUGCACGCAUUGGCAAUUACUAGCAUCAAUCCCUGUGUGAGCUUUUGAGAAAUAAUGUGGGGUUUUGUGGCAUUACCCAGUUUCCAAUGUGGGGAUCAUAACACAGCCCAGUUCCUCUGUUAACCAUAAGGUUUCUGAAACUGUGUUUGACUGAGAACACUGAUUAUAUGCAAGAAACAAAUUAGAAUCUUGAGGAAAAGAUAAGGACUGAGAUAUCUGUAAAUGAGGCUAGUAGUAACCCAAUAUCUGACUUAAGGGCUUACAUUUUCCCUUGCUAAUUUAAAAACAAUUUUGCUUUUGUUAUGAAAUUAUAAGUAUAAUCCUAUACUCUUAUUUUCAGCAGUUAUUACUUAUUAUAUUUAGCCCACACAUGUUUUCCUCUGUUACUCCUCUUUAUGAAUUUCUUUGACUUGCUAAAGAAGUUGCGAAGUUGUAACCUCCCACAUUUUUGGUCUGUUUUCCUCUUAUAGGAGGAGACUAUCUGAAAGUUUCCAUAUUCACUGACAAUAGUAUUUUAUCUGGCAAGGCAUGCCAUUCUCAGUGAAUUUUGCAUUAUGGUUCCAACAGCGUCUAUCAGAGAUUUGGGGGGGAAAAUGAAUGAGAAAGUGCAUACUUUGCAUAAUAUUAACUACUGUGUGUAAGGCCAUCUUUCCAUGGGUAAAAAUCUUACCAUGCUAUUAAUCUAGGUAUUUCCACCUGGACAAUGAUGUAGUAUUUAUAUAUUUUUUCACUAUCCACAGAAGAAAAAAAACUUUAUUGAUAAGACAUGGAAUGAAAAUACCAAUAUGUGUUUACAGGUAGAGAGAGGCACUUGUGCCUUUUAUGUAGUACAUGUCAAUCGUUUAAAGCAUGCACUUUUAUAUGUGUCAGUACAUAUACUAAUGCAGAAGAUUAU
Balaenoptera ricei (Rice's whale) is the source of this 5034-nucleotide messenger RNA. Its product is annotated as bifunctional heparan sulfate N-deacetylase/N-sulfotransferase 4. Lineage: Eukaryota; Metazoa; Chordata; Mammalia; Artiodactyla; Balaenopteridae. The transcript is spliced from 21 exons. Gene Ontology annotation, molecular function: deacetylase activity; heparan sulfate N-sulfotransferase activity. The coding region runs from base 1359 to 3977 and encodes 872 amino acids. Gene Ontology annotation, cellular component: Golgi apparatus. The record is from RefSeq and is a predicted model, not a curated record.